CACCCCCCGGGGAGCCCGGCGGGGCCGAGAGCCCGCAAAGACCAGGUUCCUCUCAGACGGGCCCCCCCCGCGGCCGUCGGGCCGGCGGUCCGCACCCAGCUCCGCGCCCCGGCGCCGCGUGAGCCGGCGGGGCCAUGGAGCGCGCGCCGCCCGACGGGCUGCUGAACGCGUCGGGGGCGCUGGCAGGCGAGGCGGCGGCGGCGGCGGCGGCGGGCGGGGCGCGCGGCUUCUCCGCCGCCUGGACCGCGGUGCUGGCCGCGCUCAUGGCGCUGCUCAUUGUGGCCACGGUGCUGGGCAACGCGCUGGUCAUGCUCGCCUUCGUGGCCGACUCGAGCCUCCGCACCCAGAACAACUUCUUUCUGCUCAACCUCGCCAUCUCCGACUUCCUCGUGGGGGCCUUCUGCAUCCCUCUGUAUGUGCCAUAUGUGCUGACCGGCCGCUGGCCCUUCAGCAGGGGCCUCUGCAAGCUGUGGCUAGUGGUGGACUACCUGCUCUGCACCUCCUCCGUCUUCAACAUCGUGCUGAUCAGCUACGACCGCUUCCUCUCAGUCACCCGAGCUGUUUCUUACAGGGCCCAGCAGGGUGACACUCGCCGGGCAGUGCGCAAGAUGGUGCUGGUGUGGGUGUUGGCCUUCUUGUUAUACGGGCCAGCCAUCCUCAGCUGGGAGUACUUGUCUGGUGGAAGCUCCAUCCCUGAGGGCCACUGCUAUGCCGAGUUCUUCUACAACUGGUACUUCCUCAUCACUGCCUCCACCCUGGAGUUCUUCACACCCUUCCUCAGCGUCACCUUCUUCAACCUCAGCAUUUACCUGAACAUCCAGAGGCGCACCCGAGUCCGGCUAGAUGGGGCACGUGAGCCCACCGGCCCAGAGCCCCAGUCUGAGGCCCAGUCAUCCCCCCCUCCACCUGCUCCUGGCUGCUGGGGCUGCUGGCAGAAGGGGCGCGGGGAGGCCAUGCCACUGCACCAGAGCGGGGUUGGCGAGGCUGUUGUGGGCACAGAGGUGGGGGAGGCAGCCCUGGGGGGUGGCAGUGGUGGUGGUGCUGCAGCUUCACCCACCUCUAGCUCAGGCAGCUCCUCCCGGGGUACUGAGCGGCCACGCUCUCUCAAGAGGGGCUCCAAGCCAUCAGCAUCCUCAGCAUCACUAGAGAAGCGCAUGAAGAUGGUGUCCCAGAGCAUUACCCAGCGCUUCCGGUUGUCAAGGGACAAGAAGGUGGCCAAGUCAUUGGCUGUCAUUGUGAGCAUCUUCGGCCUCUGCUGGGCCCCUUACACACUCCUGAUGAUUAUCCGAGCUGCUUGCCAUGGCCAUUGCGUCCCUGACUACUGGUACGAGACGUCUUUCUGGCUGCUGUGGGCCAACUCGGCAGUCAACCCCGUCCUCUACCCGCUGUGCCACCACAGCUUCCGCCGCGCCUUCACCAAACUGCUCUGCCCCCAAAAGCUCAAAGUCCAGCCCCACAGCUCUCUGGAGCACUGUUGGAAGUGAGCUGACUGGCCAGAGGCCACUGGGACACAGGGACAGGGCCCUCCCACCACCAUGCCCACUCAAGUCCCUAUAUUCCUAGACACCUGGGUAGUGCUGCCUCCCACCACAGCCUCCCAGGUGUGAGUCGUGUGAGUCUUUGGCCCACCUAACGUGCCAUGGCAGCCUCUUGUAGACCAUCCACCUGCCAUGGAGGCAGCAGGCUGGCUGGAGGGGCCUCCUGAAUACCAAUAUGGGUAGCCAGCCUACUGUCCAGAUCCUUGCUCCACCCCAGGAAACAAUCCCGAGGCCCCAGCUCUGCUGUUUACCUGCCAGAGAGGACCAUGGCUGGUGGUAUCUAUCUGUCUUUUGCACAUUACUACUCAGUGUUCUUUCCAAAGUGAGCGCUUGGCAUGUGCUCUGGGGAUCCCCACCAGGGAUUGGCCCCGUACCCCGCCCCUGCACACUUGCCCACUCCAACAAGCCCAGGCCACCGGCUUUGCUGCAUCUGUCCUUAGCUCUAGUCCCGGCCCCACUCCUUCAGCCUUUUCCCUCCAAUUCUGUCUGCCCGCCAAAGUGCCAGUGUCCCCCAGAAACAUUGCAGCCAUUCCCUGUUUUUUCCUACUUGAUGUCUCAGGAAGAUGAAGAUGAAAACACGUCCGUGAACUCAAUGUUCCUUAGAUGUUUAAUCAAGAGAGACAAAAUUGCUGAGGAGCUCAGGGCUGGAUUGGCAGGUGUGGGCUCCCACGCCCUCCUUCUCUGUGCUGUGCUUCCGCCUGAGCUGUGCCAGCUGCUUCUGCCCACCCCACCCCCAGCCCUGGGCAUUGUGCCCCAGUGGGCAGCCUGGGUGGCUGGACCCUGCUCUGCCCUUCCUGAGGCAGGCCCUCCCACCUAUUUGCUCUGCAGUGUGGAGGACGAGGAGCCUGGGGAAUCUAGCCAUGCCGUGAAGGUCCUGAGGCCAGCAGAGGCUUCCGGGGCUGAUGGUGCACCUCAAAGGGGUCACUUGGCCAAGUCCCAUGCACCCCGAUAGCACUCUGCAUGCUCUGCUUCCCCUGUGAAGCCCCCUAACUCCGUGUCCACAGUAAAGUGUAUUUUUUUAUUGGUGCUGA
Erinaceus europaeus (western European hedgehog) is the source of this 2569-nucleotide messenger RNA. RefSeq names its product histamine receptor H3 (gene HRH3). Gene Ontology annotation, molecular function: histamine receptor activity. The transcript has 3 exons. The coding region runs from base 135 to 1484 and encodes 449 amino acids. The record is from RefSeq and is a predicted model, not a curated record. Gene Ontology annotation, cellular component: membrane. NCBI's taxonomy places the organism in Eukaryota, Metazoa, Chordata, Mammalia, Eulipotyphla, Erinaceidae. Gene Ontology annotation, biological process: adenylate cyclase-activating adrenergic receptor signaling pathway.